AAGUAGUUGCUUAUGUGAAAGAAUGUGAAAGAAAUAAAGCUGCAUGUAUUUUUAUACUUGAUAGUAGUAUGGUUAGAUGCUGGGUAAUUGCAAGUGAAAAUCAGAAUGAUGAAGUAAAUCAACAUAGUAAAUCAUCUGGUUCAGGUUGGAAGGCUUUUUAUGCAGAAG
Molecule: messenger RNA, 168 nt
Organism: Racocetra persica
Lineage: Eukaryota; Fungi; Glomeromycota; Glomeromycetes; Diversisporales; Gigasporaceae
Source: the annotation of a GenBank genome assembly